This is a messenger RNA of Bombyx mandarina (wild silkworm), 975 nucleotides long. RefSeq lists its product as uncharacterized. NCBI's taxonomy places the organism in Eukaryota, Metazoa, Arthropoda, Insecta, Lepidoptera, Bombycidae. The record is from RefSeq and is a predicted model, not a curated record.
AUGAGUUCCGUGCAAGAAGAGAAAGUACCUACAGAGGCGUCAAACAAAACUCACGUACGGGAUAUACGGAACACAGAAUUGGUAUCGCGACUUUUGGCCGCUACCCCUCCAUAUCUAUAUAGCGCAUUACCACUACAACCGCAUGCCUUCUUCUUCAGUGAAAUGUUAAGGUCCUUCGUCAACGCACGACAUGGUUGUAGACCCCCUCAUUACCAACGUCGUUUCAAACGUCGAACGCAUAAAUAUUUUGCCGAGAACGAAACGGAUUGGCGUCGAGAAUGGCCGAAGCAGGAGGAAGAGAAGAAAGAGCACGAGCCACGACCGGAAGUACCGCUAGAAUUAACUGUAGAAAAACACGCUAGGAUUCAAGAUUCUUUGUCUAGAAGUUUGUCACCAAAACCAGAUCUUGCAAAAUCGAGCGGCAGUCCUGGUCCUCCGGGAAGGCAGUCUACCUUUGUCGAUGUCGGCACCGAAGAACUACCAAAGCCCGCCGCUUCUGCUGGUCGGAAUACAACUGACAGUGCCAUUCCGCCAUCCAACUUAAUCUUGCCCCCGCCGCCACCAAUGUGGUACCCUCCGUUAUACAAUCCCCAAUUCGGUGUUGAUCCUCUGAACUUCUUUAUAGACCUACGAGUUUCAGGUCAUAUCUACGAUAGAAAACGGGUCGCGCCUGACAAUGUUGAUGUUAGUCAAACCGACGACCCUGAAAAGCGUUUGGGUCGCGACUUCGGGAGGAGACAUCUGUCUGCUUUCUCCGUGCCCGUAAGGUCCAACAACGGUACGCCCGAUAAAAUUUUCAAUCAAAAUAAAAUUGGGAAGGCGAACGGCACUUCGUAUGUUAUGAAGAAUUUAAAACGGGUCUAUGAUAACCUGAAUAAUGUGCGUGACACUGAAGGCUCGAAGGUCAAUAACGAUGAUGAAGACAGAGAUGAUAAACUCGAGUCAUCGGAUGUUGAAGAUGAUGUGAUUGAUUAA